Lates calcarifer (barramundi perch) is the source of this 1247-nucleotide messenger RNA. RefSeq names its product proteasome subunit alpha type-6. Gene Ontology annotation, biological process: ubiquitin-dependent protein catabolic process. The record is from RefSeq and is a predicted model, not a curated record. Lineage: Eukaryota; Metazoa; Chordata; Actinopteri; Centropomidae. Gene Ontology annotation, cellular component: nucleus; cytosol; proteasome core complex, alpha-subunit complex. The coding region runs from base 165 to 905 and encodes 246 amino acids. The transcript is spliced from 7 exons.
GAAGUUACUCCAUUAUCCCCCGGCAGCAGCUGCACAGUCAUGCUCUUUCCUCUUCACUAAAAACCUCUGAAAACGACAUUAAUCGUCGUUUGAUUUGAUACCUUUAAGAUACAUUAAGUUCUUCAAAGUUCAUCUGAGGUCACGCGGAUCAAAGACAGAACAGAAUGUCGCGCGGUUCGAACGCAGGCUUUGACCGACACAUCACCAUAUUCUCACCGGAGGGCCGCCUUUACCAAGUCGAGUAUGCCUUCAAAGCCAUCUCUCAGAGCGGGUUGACGUCUGUAGGGGUCCGGGGGACAGACAGCGUUGUGGUGGUCACACAGAAGAAAGUACCUGACAAGCUGCUGGACUCUUCCACUGUGACCAACAUGUUCAAACUAACUCCUCGCAUCGGCUGCGUGAUGACUGGACACAAUGCGGACAGUCGCUCUCAGGUUCACCGGGCGCGGAUGGAGGCAGGAGAGUGGAAAUAUAAGUUUGGUUACGACAUCACCGCAGAUGUGUUGUGCCGUAGGUUGGCCGACAUCUCCCAGGUCUACACGCAAAACGCCGAGAUGAGGCCUCUAGGCUGCUGUAUGAUCAUGGUGGCUAUCGACCCCCAGCAGGGGCCUGCCCUGUAUAAAUGCGACCCGGCGGGUUACUACUGUGGCUUCAGAGCCACGGCGGUCGGGGCCAAGCAGACAGAGGCCAACAGUUACCUGGAGAAGAAGCUGAAGAAGAAGCCUGAACUGACCCACGACAGAACUGUGCAGUUGGCCAUUUCCUGUCUAUCCUCUGUCUUGUCGUUGGACUUCAAGGCCAGUGAGCUGGAGGUCGGCGUGGUCACCAAAGAAAAACCUAAAUUCAGGACGCUGACAGAGGCGGAGAUCGAAACCCACCUGAUCGCCAUCGCAGAACGGGAGUAAAGGUGCCUUCACGAGCAUCAGACCACAAUUCAUAUUCAUAGUAUUUCAUUCUUAGAGUGCUCAACAAAGCCUGAUUUAACAACACUCACUGUUAGCAGCAGUACACUGGAGGUUAACUGUGCACACCUGAAGAAGAAACUGAUGUAGGUUUGAUUCAUACUGAGACAUUUCUAUUGGGCUUUUUUAAUUCGAUAUACUGUAGGAACGUGAUGUUUAAAUUCUGAUCUGACACAUUAAACCACCUGCAUUUGUCAUACAGCUUAAUUUAACACCACCCUUGUAACAUUGCAACAAAAAUGUCCAUAAAACACCUGUCAUAAUAAAACAGAACAGAAAAGAUAA